UCCUUUCUUUUUGGGGAAAAUUGGGACGUAUGUAGGGUAAUUUGGACCGAGACUGGAAAAAUUAGGGACGAGAAAACACAAAAUUGGAACGCCAAAAGACAAAAUAGGGAUGGCUUGUUAGGGUUGUCACUGAUAUCUUAUAAUAGAUUUUUUAGCCUAUACUAUCACUUAAUUGCGUGAUGUAAAGAAGGUUAAUGUGUUUAUCAGUUAGUUUAUGUAAGUAUUAUAGGUAAAAGAAAAGUAUAUAUAUAAUUACUUUUUUUCGCGACAUUUACCUUGUAAUAUCUGCCCGGUCGUAUGUUCUUUAUAGCAAUAAAAAAAAUUAAAAGUUAAAAGAACUCAAACGAAUCAAAACUUUUGUUAUUUCAGAAUCUAUUCACGCGUCGAAUCAUGAUUUUGUUAACAUUCACAACGAACACACACAAAUAAAAACAGGCCUCAGAUUUUAAAUGUAACAUUAAUUAAAAAUCCGAGAUAUCCAAUUAUGAGUGAGUGAAUUAAUUGAGUUUAGUUAUUUAGCUUGGAAAGAAUUUCUUUUAUUUUUGUUAUUAUUGACAGUAAUCAAAUAAAGCUGUUUUUUUAUCUUAUUCACCUGAUAUCUUACUCUUGCUCAAAGAUCAUUUUGAAAAUGUUGAUUAAAUAUAAUUGUAUUAAUGCAUUUCCAGUCCUUUUGUUUUCUAUUUUUUAUUCUAUUUUAUGAUUUUGUUUCAGAGUUGUGAUUUUUAAGGAAAUUAAAUAAUAAUUUUCUAAAAUAUAACAUGCACAUACUUUUUUUAUCAUUGUAUUGUUGAUUAUCAUUCACGUCACAUCGCUUCGGAAUAGAAACCAGCUUAAUUUACACUAUGUUGUGUAUUGUGCUUAAAUUAUGGAUUGUAUUCAUCAUUUCGGUCCAUAUAAAUAAUUAUAUGGCACCUACCUAUAUAUCGCAGUACCGCGAGUUGACAACCCUUACAAAUAUCCCAGUUUAACCCUUAACCGUGUCAAUUUACCCCGGACGCUGGGUAAACUGGGACGGCCAUUAUUUUACCCAUUAUUUCUUUAAAAUGAAUAAUUAAAAUAAUGUAACGGUUUUUAUCACCUAGAUACGUUCAAGACUCAACUUAUUUCUUUGGUUGAGCAGUGACUAUUUAAUUGGAACUAUUUUAAAAUUCAAUCUGAAGGUCGAUUUUGUCCCUAUUUACCCCAUUGUACGGUACAUGGCUGAUGUCAAGACUAACAUCAUGGGAAUAUCGUUUUCCCCCGUAGGUACAAUUCGCACGUACGUAAACUAUCUAAAUACAGAAAGUCCAGUUAUGACAAGAUUUAUUUGAGUGUUUACAUUGAAGAAAUGAACUUUUUCAGUUGUUUAAAAGUAUGACUAAUCAAUACCAUAAACGUUGCCUUGUAACUUCCUUGAAUCUACUCAACCAAAUUCAAGGAAAUUAAUAAUUUUAGUUGAAAAAUGCUCCACAAAUCUUAUUCUUAGGUCACUUCGAUCAUCAAUAGUACUAGUUACUAUUGUUGAUUGAAGUUAGGUCACCAUCAAAUUCAAGUCAAUCCAAGUCAAUAUAGUUAUUAAAAAAUUAGGUAUGUAAGAAUACUGAUUUCGAGUAUUCUUACUAUUCUUCUUGGAAUAAAAAAUUACCAAGGCAUCUAGGUAAAAUAAAUAAAUAAACGAUUUUAGAUUUAGGCCUAAUUAGCUACCGUGUAUACUUUGAUUGUAUACACGUCCGAGUAUAUUAUGUUUGUAUUAAGCAGUAAACGAUACUAGCUUUAUGGUGUUGCAUUUUCUGUAUCAAAUAGGUAUUAUUGCUCACAAAAAAUAUUCUUUUGUGAAUGCAAUACAGGUCGUGGUAUAAAUAUAUGUAGAUAGGUUAUUUUAAAUUUAUAACAAAAUUUGAAAUUGAAAUGAAAGUAAAAAAAAAACAAAUUAAAUUGUUUAAUUUACAGGUUUACACGUUUCAGAUAUACCUAAUUAAGUAAUUAUUAUUUAAGUAGCAGUAUUUCACACAAUGCAUCAAUUUUUAAAGUUUUCAUUUCAAAAAUUUGGAGUUGGACUUAAUGUAUAGGUACAGUAAGUUUGUAUAUGCAUAAAAAACGAUAAACUAUUUACUAAAUAAUUUCCAAAUACCUAUACAAACAAUAGCAGUGUGUCUAGUCAUAAACCAAUCAUUGGGAGCCAAUACCUGACGAAAAGCUUCAUCAGAAGAUUUUUUUUUUAUAAAUUUAAGGAAUAGAUAAGGUUAUGAGGAAGAUACUUACUUAUAAUCAAUAGGUACAUAAAAUUUAUGAAUAAAGCGCGUUGUAUUCAAAUUUUAAAUCCGAGCGCAGGUAAAGAGAUAGUAAGUAGGUAACGGAGUGGAGGGGCGUAGUCCGCGUCGCGUAGUUCUCGAAGACCGGUCCAUGCCCGAUGCUUCAAACGCUGUGCUGUUUGUGCGGGUGGUGUGGCGGGUGCGCGUGGGCAGGGAGAUUCCGCGGUGCGGGCGGGGCGAGAAUCAGUUGCGCGGCGAGCGCUAUAUUGUAAGAACGUUAGGUGGUACCGCGCCAGCUCGUCGCGUGCUAGUGUUGUGUCACAGCGGUGGGCCAGGUCGGUUUCGAGAUUUCUUCGUUCCGACGUAAAUAAUGGCUCUCAACUCGGACGGUGAACAGAAAUCGAACCUGGUCCUCCGCGUGGACCAGGAUUCAGACUCUGUAUUACAAUCGUUGUUCGACACAGUGCUCAAGCCGGACUCAAAGCGACCGCUACAGGUGCCUCUUCGUAUGCGACAGCUUCCCAAGUCAUUCUUUAACCCGCCGUCGACCGGUUCCAAGUCGCCAUCAGUGUCUCACUCGCGAGAAAACUCGGCUGAUUCGGCAUUCGGAUCAUCGUCUGCAACUGGCACCUCUACAGUUUCCCAUUCACGGGCACAUUCGUCACCAGCAAGCUUGCAACAAACUUACACCGCAGGCCAACAAAGUCAACAACCACCGUUGCAUCAUCAACACACGAAACAAAGAUCUUAUGAUGUUGGUACACAUAUUCCAGACGAUCUUGGACCCUUACCAGCAGGCUGGGAGCAAGCUCGUACUCCAGAAGGACAAAUAUAUUAUUUGAAUCACAUAACAAAAACGACGACAUGGGAUGAUCCGCGGAAAACUCUCGCAGCGCAGAACGUGGCCAACACUGUCCAGCAUCAAGCCGCCGAAGCCCUGCUCAAUCAGAACGCACAACAAACCAUUACCAACACAGCCACACCUGCAGCGAAGAGUACAAGUAAUACGACAACAGAUCCUUUAGGGCCACUGCCGGAAGGCUGGGAGCAGGCCACGACAGCGGAAGGCGAAAUCUACUUCAUUAAUCACGCAGCUCGUACCACGUCCUGGUUCGAUCCUAGAAUACCGCAACAUUUGCAACGUACGCCAGUGGGUGCAACCGGCGUGGCGGGGGGAGGCUGGGCCAACGCGUCCAUUCAAGCUUGUCAACAGAAACUUCGACUCCAGUCGUUGCAGCUCGAAAGAGACCGACUCAAACAGCGCCAACAGGAGAUCAGACUCCAACAAGAACUAAUGGCCCGGCAGGCGUCUUCUAUCGUAUCGUCUUUGGCGAGCAGUACAGGUGCGGUGGCGAGUACUGAAUUGCCCUUGGACCCUUUUCUGCCUGGGCUGACGGAUCAUCAGCGCCAAGAAUCAGCCGAUAGCGGGCUCGGCAUGGCAGUCCCACAGUCCUAUUCCAUGCCGCACACGCCUGAGGACUUCCUCUCCGGCAUGGACGAUCGCAUGGACUGCACCAGCGAGGCCGGAGCCAACAUGGACUCCACGGACAUCACGCUCGGCGACAACAUAGGCUCCACUGAUGACUUGGUACCGUCUUUACAGCUGAACGAGUUCACUAACGAUAUACUCCUGGAUGACGUGCAAUCGCUCAUAAAUUCAACACCGAGCAAACCUGACAACGUACUCACGUGGCUGUAAAGCGUAGGCGUAUCAUGUCAAGUAUUUUCUACAUAUUUUUAUUUUUAUUAAGUUGCGUAAAUGAAACUUCAAAAUAAUCAGGACUUCAAAAUGAAACUUCAAUCAGGACUGCUCUUAAUUUACGGAUAAAAAUUUAUCCCACGCGAAAGAAAUGACUGAAACGAAAAACAAUGAUUUUCAGAUUCCCGCCAAAUUUAAUUGUUUGAUUUGACAUUUUUUUAAUUAAUGAACUGUGAUUCGUGAUAUAUUUAAAAGUCCGAUGAUAGGUUGAAACUUUUUGAUUUACAACUAAAAUACACCGAACGAAAAUAAAACAUGUUAAAUUGAGUGCGUAAAUUAAGGCAAUCCUAAAAUUGUAUCAUAAAUCCGAUACAUGUGAAGACGUGAUUCGAUCUGAGAGAGAUCCGAAUUGCUAAUUUCGUCAUUUUACUAGUUUAGUUCAUAAUGUCUAGAAGUUUCCUUUACCAGAUUUAGGUAUCAGUGCUAUUAUAGUUAUUUUUAAUUAGUGUACUUACCGCUGUUGAAAAAGUCCGCCAUUACAUUGUCGUUGAUGAGGUAAUAUGGAUGUGAAUUACACUGAAAAUGACAAUAACUGGUGUGUGCGCGGAAUAUUGUGAACAUAUUUGGUUCAUUAUAAUAAUAAUGUUUGACGGCAGUUUCUAACAACACUUCAUCGAAGUCUUUCGCAGCGGCCAAUGUAGGCAACUAUAGUUGACCUACUUUUAACAAACUUUAAAUAAUAUUUAUAGUUUUCUGGUAAUCUAAGAGCACUGUACUCAGGAUCACGCGUUGCCUACGUCGGUUUCUGAAAAACUCCACGACGUCUUCAGAUUCAAAAGGGACAGCAACCUAAAUUCACAAUCUCACAUCGGCAAUACAUAAAGCUGUAUUUCUCUUCAUGGCCAGUAAUUAGGUAUAAUUUACUCUAUCGUAAAAUUGCUUCCUUUUGUACUGAUAAUGACGUAACGGUUUGCUUUCUAACAUUGACUGUACGAAAUGAAUUUCAUCUCUGCAUUUAUUAAAAUGAGAUUGAAAAUACAGACAUCUAAAAGAACUGAACCGUUGAAUAUUCGAAUGUCUGAUUUGUACCAACAAAAAGUGCUGCUUCUAAGAAUUUGUUGUCACAGUAUCAACUUCUGUUUUAAUAGAAUUGAUACAGACGAUUAGUGGCAUAGCAUUCUCUUUACAUUAUUAUUUUUUAUCUUUAACCAAACAUAAAAUUUUCUCGAAAAUAAUUCACCAUGACUAUUAAAUGACGGUUAGCUGGUUGAAUAGAGGUCGAUACUAGGUUUGGUCCCGACCAGAAGCUCUUUGUCGCAAGCCUGUUUUCCGAACGGAAAAUAACCGCCGUGCGACAGAAUCAUUCGUUAAUCAGUUUCCCAUAUUCUUUUGAUCGAGAUUAUCGGUAAACGAACUCGUGCCUGCCCUUAUAAGCGAAGUAUUCGUUGUAGUGUAUUAUCUAAAAUUAAGAUUGUGAUAACAUCUUGACGUAACAGUGCCUUAACGUGCCUUAAAUAAAUAUAUUUAUUAUGUAAUUUAGGUGAUAUUGAUAUUUCUACACUAUUUCUACAUUUUUACAUUUUCAUUAUUAUAUUCGAUUAAUAUGGUUGACAGCAAACGAGCUACGCCAUCGUGUAGAUUUGCGUUUUGUCGACUCACACCGUCCUUGUGUAUUUUUCGAGAUUAUAAUUAGUUGUUAAGUUUGAUACAUAGUUAAUUCUUUAAUUAAGUCAUCAUGUUGGCAACUAUUACAUUUAGUCUAUUUUAAAUGAAGCGUUAAGUACGCGUCGCGCAUGUCAUUAUCGCGACACAGUUAUACAAAUAUGUAUGAGAUACUCUGUGUGUUGUAUUCGAGUAUGCCACUUUUGCCUUAUUCAUUAUAUGCAUAUACUUAUAAUAAUUAUAUUGUAAUGACAAGUAGUAUAUAUGUCUAUAUGCUAGCUAUGAAUGAAAUUAUCUCAAUGUCAACUUUGAUUUUAUAUUCUUCUUACCUAUCUAAAAAUCGAUGAAAUUUAUUUGCUAUUAUACUAUUUUUAAAUCAAAUUAUCUUCUCAAAAUUGUGUUUUAGCCCACCUAGUCUUUAGAUUUCUUUCGCAUGAGUGUUAUGAAUUCAAAUAGCUCGAUUGGUUUGUAUUUUAGGCCUUUUUAAUAAUGAAAUACUACAUUGAAAACUUUGCCAUAUUAGUAAAUGUACUACUAUUCUAAUAAGACUUAAUGUAACUUUCAUUUAUGUUAACUAGCAUUAACUUCGUCUGUGUAACUAUUGUAAUUAGACGUAACGGUGCUGGGUUCAUGAUACAUAUAAUUUUGUAUUUUGUAGAUCCAUUCGUUGUAUACCUAUUUAGUAUUUGUCUCGUGUUAAUAAUGCUAUGAGUUAAUUAGCAACGCUUCUCGUAUUGUUCGGUUCAUUAUUCUGUUUUAUAUUGCUUUCAUUUAGUUCGGUCGCUUCCCGGUAGGGGGCGCCCGCUUCGCCAUCGCCACAUCCUCGACCUUGGUCUCAACCAACCGACACAACACUAACGUGUAUUACCAAAUGAUAAUGAAAACAUUACUCAGGGUUAAACUAUAUUUUCUAAAAACGUCAUUCUAUCGUUCUAAAUUGACUAUAAUAAUUAGCACUAAAAUCUGACUCUUUUCACUGUUACUAAAAAUCAUACCGCGUUUCCUCAAUCGAUUUCGAAUUCUCUUCAUCUAACGGUAGCAGUAGUUACUUUUUUCUAACUGUAAAAUUGAAGGUUCUAUAACUGUCAUUAUUUAUUUAAAUUGCUUUAACUGUCACUAUCAUAGAUACACCAAUUUUACAAUAGAUUAAAAAUGAUAAACAUCGGUUUUUUUGUUCGACAAAAUUCGACUUUGUCACCAAUUUACUAUGUUAAAUGUGUUAUAAUAAAUUUGUGACAAUACGUCUUCGUAGUGCAUAUUAAAUAGGAGGGACAAUGUAAGAUAACGUAAUGACAAUAUGUCAUCAAUUUCUGUCGCGAAUCGAUUUGAAGGUUUAGUUAAUGCAAGUGAAAUUUCGAUUUUGUCCUAAACCACCAAUAACUAUAUCUUACUCACGUAAAUUGGUGUUAAACUAUUUUAGUUGGCGUGUCGGUUGGAGCCUCAUCCAUGUAUCGACUAGUGUUCCUGUUCUAAUUGUUGGUUUAAUGUCACAUCGAGAAACAUUCCAUGAUGCUAACAGUUCGCUCGGCGCCGGUCCUCUUACGACGAGGCUGGCACUGCUUGCUAAAGAAUAAUUUUCGGAACAAUAUCUAGAAUUUAAAACUAUAUUCGUUUAAUUCUAUAAGUAAGUAAACUUUAUAUUUUACACACAUAUCUCUCCAGUUUGAUAGCAGAUGCAAGUUUUCUCUGUAGUGUAUGUACGUGUAUCAAUGUUAUAACAAUGAAAUUAAAAGUGUCGAUUCAUUCAUUUACUAUAAUUUCAUUGUAAAUAAUUUUCGAUAUUCUUAUAUGGAGUAAAUAUUUGUUUAAUACCGAA
Bombyx mori (domestic silkworm) is the source of this 7408-nucleotide messenger RNA. It is a transcript of the gene yki, whose product is annotated as YAP65-like protein. Gene Ontology annotation, cellular component: nucleus; cytoplasm. The record is from RefSeq and is a predicted model, not a curated record. NCBI's taxonomy places the organism in Eukaryota, Metazoa, Arthropoda, Insecta, Lepidoptera, Bombycidae. Gene Ontology annotation, molecular function: transcription coactivator activity; protein binding. The transcript is spliced from 6 exons. The coding region runs from base 2602 to 3930 and encodes 442 amino acids. Gene Ontology annotation, biological process: positive regulation of transcription by RNA polymerase II; hippo signaling.